Messenger RNA from Tinamus guttatus (white-throated tinamou), 2460 nucleotides. Lineage: Eukaryota; Metazoa; Chordata; Aves; Tinamiformes; Tinamidae. The record is from RefSeq and is a predicted model, not a curated record.
GCGGUACAUCAGCACGGAGCUGGGCAUGCGGCAGCGGCUCUUUGUGGGCGUGCUGACCUCCAAGAGCUCGCUGAACACGCUGGCCGUGGCCGUGAACCGCACGCUGGCCCACCGCCUGGAGCGCCUGGUGUACUUCACGGGCACGCGGGGCCGCAAGGUGCCCCAUGGCAUGACGGUGGUGACGCACAGCGACGAGCGGCCCAUCUGGAACAUGUACCAGACCAUCAAGUACCUGCUGGACCAUUACGUGAGCGACUUCGACUGGUUCUUCCUGGUGCAGGAUGAUACCUACACGGAGGCGCACCGCAUCAGCCGCCUGGUCGCCCACCUCAGCAUCGACACCCACCUUUACCUGGGCCGCCCCGAGGAGUUCAUCGGUGGGGACACCGAGGGACGCUACUGCUACGGGGGCUUUGGGUACCUGCUGUCCCGCAGCCUCCUCCUGCGCCUGCAGCCGCACCUGGAGAGCUGCCGGAACGACAUCCUCAGCGCCCGGCCCGACGAGUGGCUGGGCCGCUGCAUCAUCGACUACACAGCCAUCAACUGUGCAGAGGAGCAUGAGGGCCUGCGUUACCAGUACUUUGAGCUGGGGAAGAAUAUAGAUCCUGAGCGGGAGACUGACCCACAUUUCCAGAACGCGUUCACUGUCCACCCUGUGCUGGACCCUGUCCAGAUGUACCGGCUGCACAAGCACUUUGCACAAGUGGAGCUGGAGAGGACCUACCAGGAGAUCCAGCAGCUCCAGCUGGAAAUCCAGAACUCCAGCAGCCUGUCUGCAGAUGGGGACCACAGUGCCACGUGGCCCAUUGGCAUUCCUCCCCCAUUCCAGCCCAAAACCCGCUUUGAAGUGCUGCGCUGGGAUUACUUUACAGAGGACCAGGUGUAUGCGUGUGUGGAUGGCUCCCCCAAGUGUGAACUGCAUGGUGUGGACCUGGCAGAUGUGGCCGACCGGGUGGCCACUGCCACGGAGGAGCUGGACCCGGGCGGCAUGGAGGACGCCCUGCACCUGCAGGUGGAGGUGGUCACGCAGAAGGGGCACAGCCGCUCCGUCACCAAGCGUGUGCACCUGGUGCGCCCCCUCAGUGAGGUGGAGAUCAUCCCCAUGCCCUACGUGACGGAGGCCAGCCGCAUCAACGUCAUCCUGCCACUCACCGCCCACGACCGGGACUACGCCACCCGCUUUCUGGAAACGUACGCGGCAGCUGCCUUUGAGAAUGGCGAGAACGCAGUGCUCACCUUCCUCUUCAUCUACGACCCCUUUGAGGCCCAGCAGGUGACCCAGAAUGACAUCUUUGCCCCAGUAAAGGCCCAAAUCACCGAGUAUGAGCGCAAGUAUGCGGAGGUGAAGAUCCCCUGGAUCAGUGUGAAGACAGAUGCACCUUCCCAAAUCAAGGUCAUGGACAUCAUCUCCAAGAAGCACCCUGUGGACACACUUUUCUUUGUGGCAGGGCAAGUCUUCUUCCCUAUCCACUUCCAAGGCUACAACCCUGCCAUUGCUUACCACAACCAGGUGCCCCCUGCCACGCUGGACCUGCUGCGGGACGCGGGGCGCUUUGACCGUGAUGUCUUCCAUGAGGCCUGCUUCUACAACGCCGACUACAUGGCGGCUCGCACCCGCAUGGCAGGCGACGUGCAGGAGAAUGAAGACAUCUUGGAGACCCUAGACAUCUAUGAUAUGUUCAUCAAGUACUCCAACUUGCACGUCUUCCGGGCCGUGGAGCCUGCCCUGCUGCAGCGCUAUCGGCACCAGGCCUGCAACCCCCGGCUCAGCGAGGAGAUCUACCACCGCUGCGUGCAGAGCAGCUUGGAGGGUGUCGGGUCUCGUUCCCAGCUGGCCAUGGUGCUCUUUGAGCAGGAGCAGGGGAACAGCACCUGAGCCCAGGCACGGAGGUGCUGGCCCUGUCCAGCCUCCUGCCUGCCCCAGCCGCUCUGCUGCCCGGAUCUGCCCUCCUCGCCCUGGUGAGCGUGGCGUGGCUGCAGUGGUCACCGCUGGCUGGUGCCACAGCCCACGGCUCCCCUGCACUGGUGCUACCCAGGUAGUGCUGGCCCCUCCCAGCCCGGGCGGCCUGGGAUGUUCCAGAGCAGCUGUGGUCUUUGCAGACCCUCCUGUGGGAUUGGGUUGGGAUUCCUGAGCUCAGAGCCAGGACACCUGGGUUCUUAUCCCGGAGCUGCUGCCUGUGGUCCCUCUUGCUCCUGGCUGUGUUGGCUGGCGGGAGGAGCAGAACUUUCUGUCCCUUGCUUUAUCUGUGACCUGCACCAUCCCCAGCCCCCUCAGCCCGAGCACACACCGAGCCCGAGGCCCCUGCUGUGGGGCUGUGACUGCGAUGAGUUACCAGCUGGGCCUUGGGGAGCUGCCAUGUUUUCCCCUGACCCCCUGAUACAGGGCUGCAUUUGCUCCUUAGCCUCCUCGUGCUGGGCCCUCUUUGGACACUAGGACAGAAGGGAGCAGAGCACUUGGUC